AGAAAAUAAAAUGGCGUCCCGUUGAAGAUUCUACAGCGAAGAAAUAAUUGACGAGAUUUUCAUAUUCUGUGGCGAAAAUGGACGACACUUUUUAUUGCUCGUUCGUUAGCGCCGAUUAUAUAGUCUGUGAUUGCGGUGAAAGCUUUUCCGGCGAACAAAUGCUAAAAGAACAUUUGGAAAAAGGACAUAUCAAACAGGAAAUAAAACUGGUCCCGCGGAAGCCUGUACAAGUCCGAAAGUCUCCACUGAAGAAGAAGGAAUUGCAGCCUGUGGUGGUGUACGCCCAGGACCAACGGCAGGUGUACCUCACCAUGAAAGAGGUGCGACCCCCAGACAUGCAGACUGUUAUCAUCCAAAUGCCUUCAUCAGAAGAGUCAGGCAUUAAAACAGAAGCUGACAUAAAACAAGAGCUGGUGUACGAAGUUCCUUGCUUGGAAGGCCAGGAUGGCAUCCAGUACGUGCUGGAGACUGCGGAUGGACAGGUUGUUGAGGAAGUUCUCGAGGAUAAGAUACAGACGGACGACGCGGUCGCAGCGCUGGCUGCAGCGUCGGCGCAGAGCCCCCUCACGAGCGACCACGACUACAACAAUCGACCUCCUGCUGCACUCGACUUCUGUUACUUCUGCGACAAGUGCGGCAAGUGCUUCAACAGCGAGAAAUCGGUAACGCGACACGUGCAUUACGUGCACGAUCGUCCCAGGCAGCAGAAGAAGCUUUGCGAUACUUGCGGGAAGUGGCACGUGGUUUCGCGAACUUGUUCAUUGAUCCCCCACGUGCCGCGGCCGCGCGAUCACAGCGGUCAGCCCAAGAAGGCCGUCUGCGAUAUCUGCGGGAAGAACUACGCGUCAAACGCUGCUCUACGGUACCACCAACGAGUCCACACCGGGGAAAAACCCUACCACUGCACCGAGUGUCCAAAGUCCUUCACCAUGCCGUUCUUCCUGCAGAUCCACAUGCGCACGCACACAGGCGAACGGCCCUACCAGUGCGGCCAGUGCAGCAAAGCCUUCAGCAGCCGGGCCGCGCUGCUCAGGCACGAUCGGGUCCACUCCGGCGUAAAGCCAUACUCCUGUCCCGAGUGCAACAAGACGUUCUCGCAGUCGAACUCGAUGAAGCUCCACGUGCGAACGGUCCACCUCAAAUUGCCGACGCCUUACAAGAGCGCAGCAAGAAGGCUCAAGGCGCUGCAGAGAAAGGGAAGGGGAGGGGCGGUACAAGAAGUGCACAGCGAUUUCGGCGGCCUCCUGCCCGUGACGUAUAGACAACUUAAAGAGGAAGGAAUUCAAGUGCUUACUGUUAAAAAGUUGAAUAUGCUUAACUACGACAGCGAUGAGCGUCUUCAAAUCAAGUACACGAACGGCGACGACGACGACGAAGUCGAGUACGAAGAUGAAGACGACGAGGACGAGGAAGAGGAGGACGACGAAGCGGACGAGGAGGAGGAGUUGUACAAUGUCGUAUAAUCAUCACAUGUAUAGUGAAUCAGAAAAUCACGUCAAAUAGGCUAUUACCUAUCAAACAUUGCUAAACACACAGGCCUGUAUGAAUAAAUCCAUCAGAAGAAUUGGUAUUGUGAUU
This is a messenger RNA of Hyposmocoma kahamanoa, 1578 nucleotides long. Its product is annotated as zinc finger protein 436-like. Gene Ontology annotation, molecular function: DNA-binding transcription factor activity, RNA polymerase II-specific; RNA polymerase II cis-regulatory region sequence-specific DNA binding. Gene Ontology annotation, cellular component: nucleus. The record is from RefSeq and is a predicted model, not a curated record. Bases 78 to 1463 code for a protein of 461 amino acids. The transcript has 11 exons. Gene Ontology annotation, biological process: central nervous system development; regulation of transcription by RNA polymerase II. NCBI's taxonomy places the organism in Eukaryota, Metazoa, Arthropoda, Insecta, Lepidoptera, Cosmopterigidae.